Molecule: messenger RNA, 234 nt
Organism: Mesorhabditis spiculigera
Lineage: Eukaryota; Metazoa; Nematoda; Chromadorea; Rhabditida; Rhabditidae
Source: the annotation of a GenBank genome assembly
AUGGGAAACGAGUGGAAGAUGUACUUUAUGAAGAAAUCCUGUGGUCUUCACUGGCCUCGAAUCGAGUACAAGCCUGUGAUGGGGAACGCGUCACGCUGCACUGCCCCCGUCAUACACAUAUUCACGUUGAUACCGGGUUCUACGGACGAGUUGUCCCGCCAUCUGAAUUAUGCCCAAAUCGACAGCCCGCUUCCGGAGCCUCAUCGCCCUUUGCGCCGGCGCUCGGCUGCGAUG